CCUGAAGAAGCCGGUGCUGAAGGAGGUGGCUGUGGGGCCCCCCCAGAGGCCCCAGCCUGUGGCCCUGGAGCGCUACAAGGCGCGGCGUUCCGACGCCAUGGACACCGAGUCCCAGUACUCGGGCUAUUCCUACAAGUCGGGCCACUCCCGCAGCUCCCGAAAGCACAGGGACCGCCGGGACCGACACCGCUCUAAGAGCCGAGAUGGGAGCCGCGGGGAUAAGUCGGUGACAAUCCAGGCUCCAGGGGAGCCCCUGCUGGACAACGAGUCCACUCGCGGGGAUGAGCGGGAUGACAACUGGGGGGAAACGACCACGGUAGUCACAGGGACUUCAGAGCACAGCAUCUCCCACGAUGACCUCACGCGGAUCGCCAAGGACAUGGAGGACAGCGUCCCACUGGACUGCUCCCGCCACCUGGGGGUGGCUGCUGGCACCACGCUGGCGCUGCUCUCCUUCCUCACGCCGCUGGCCUUCCUGCUGCUGCCCCCCCUGCUGUGGCGGGAGGAGCUGGAGCCCUGUGGGACCGCCUGCGAGGGCCUCUUCAUCUCCGUGGCCUUCAAGCUGCUCAUCCUGCUGCUGGGCAGCUGGGCCCUGUUCUUCCGCCGCCCCAAGGCCUCGCUGCCCCGCGUCUUCGUGCUGCGUGCCCUGCUCAUGGUGCUCGUCUUCCUGCUCGUGGUGUCCUACUGGCUCUUCUACGGGGUGCGCAUCCUGGACGCGCGGGAGCGCAGCUACCAGGGCGUGGUGCAGUUCGCCGUGUCGCUGGUGGACGCCCUGCUCUUCGUGCACUACCUGGCGGUGGUCCUGCUGGAGCUGCGCCAGCUGCAGCCUCAGUUCACGCUCAAGGUCGUGCGCUCCACCGACGGGGCCAGCCGCUUCUACAACGUGGGCCAUCUCAGCAUCCAACGCGUGGCAGUGUGGAUCCUGGAGAAGUAUUACCAUGACUUUCCCGUCUACAACCCUGCCCUUCUCAACCUGCCCAAGUCCGUCCUGGCCAAGAAAGUGUCUGGCUUCAAGGUGUAUUCCCUCGGAGAGGAAAACAGCACCAACAAUUCCACGGGCCAGUCCCGGGCUGUGAUCGCCGCGGCAGCCCGGAGGCGGGACAACAGCCACAAUGAGUACUACUACGAGGAGGCAGAGCACGAGCGGAGGGUGCGCAAGCGGAGGGCCAGGCUUGUGGUGGCGGUGGAGGAGGCCUUCACUCACAUUAAGCGGCUGCAGGAAGAGGAGCAGAAGAACCCCAGGGAGGUGAUGGACCCCCGGGAGGCAGCCCAGGCCAUCUUCGCAUCCAUGGCCCGAGCCAUGCAGAAGUACCUCCGGACCACCAAGCAGCAGCCUUACCACACCAUGGAGAGCAUCCUGCAGCACCUGGAAUUCUGCAUCACACACGACAUGACGCCCAAGGCCUUCCUGGAGCGGUACCUGGCAGCCGGACCGACCAUCCAGUACCACAAGGAACGCUGGCUGGCCAAACAGUGGACUCUGGUGAGCGAGGAGCCGGUGACCAAUGGGCUUAAGGAUGGCAUUGUUUUCCUCUUAAAACGCCAGGACUUCAGCCUGGUGGUCAGCACCAAGAAGGUUCCAUUCUUCAAACUCUCCGAGGAAUUUGUGGACCCCAAGUCGCACAAGUUUGUCAUGAGGCUGCAGUCUGAGACCUCGGUGUGACUGUGUCACGGCAGUGGGCGCGGGAGAC
Molecule: messenger RNA, 1691 nt
Organism: Eptesicus fuscus (big brown bat)
Lineage: Eukaryota; Metazoa; Chordata; Mammalia; Chiroptera; Vespertilionidae
Gene: VANGL2
Product: VANGL planar cell polarity protein 2
Exons: 7
Coding region: 98-1663 (521 amino acids)
Biological process (GO): Wnt signaling pathway, planar cell polarity pathway; multicellular organism development; establishment of planar polarity
Cellular component (GO): plasma membrane
Source: RefSeq, a predicted model, not a curated record